AUGACCUACUUCCUUGCCGGUAGCCAAAUAGAGCCGAAUUUUGCAGUAAUGGGAGUCGUAAAAGAUGGGACGAUAUCUGGGUUUCUUCCUAGCAGCCAAGUUUUUGGUGUCCACUAUCCUGGUUAUCCUUCCUCCAUCUCUCGAGCCAUCGACACUCUCGGCGGCACCCAAGCAAUCCAUAAGGCUCACAGCUCACACUCCAACAACAACAACAACAGGUUGGAGCUCCAUUUCCGCCAUGAUGACCCCUAUUCGCAUCCUGCAUUUGGAGACCUUCGUUCCUGCAACACUUUUCUGCUUAAAAUAUCUAAAACUAAGUCUGCUGGUGGACAAAUCGAUCAAGUUUCCGCACAUAACUUGGAUACUUCUGUACAGUUAACUCAACCUGAAAGUGACUUACUUGAUGGCAAACAACCUGAAACUGAUCAAGUAACCGUUUGCGCUGAUAUUGUUGCUCGUGUCCCACAGGCUUAUCACUUUGAUGGAAUGGUAGACUACCAGCAUGUCAUUGCUGUUCAUGCUGAUGUUGCACGCAAGAGAAAGAGAAACUGGGUCGAGACAGAGGAGCCGCACUUUGACAGAGGUGGUCUUAUGGAUAUUGAUCAGGAGGAUGUGAUGAUUCUAUUGCCCCAACUUUUUGCACCCAAAGAUGUUCCGGAUAAUUUAGUGUUGAAACCAUCAGGGACAUUGAGUGUAAAAAAGAAUCAAGAAGAACCUGUGCAGCACCAACCGGAGAUGGAUAUGGAGCCAGUUCUUGCAAUUGACUUUGGAAUCACUGAGAUUCCUAAGAGAACAAACUGGGAGGAAUAUAUACCUCAAGAUUCAGAUCAGUGGGAGUCACAGAUGGCCGUUUCUAGCCUGUUUGAUGAGAGGCCUGUAUGGCCAAAGGAUUCAGUAACUGAACGCUUGCUUGAUAAGGGCUGCAGUUUUUCAGAUCAUAUGCUGAGAAGGCUUCUUUCUAGAGUUGCAUACUACUUUUCUCGUGGACCAUUUCUCAGGUUCUGGAUAAAAAAAGGAUUUGAUCCUCGGAAAGAUCCUGAUUCUCGCAUAUAUCAGAAAAUUGAUUUUCGAGUAAAACCACCAUUACAAGGUUAUUGUGAGGCUAAUUCAGCCAAUCAACUAAAGCAUAAAUGGGGGGAUUUAUGUGCAUUUCGAGUGUUUCCUUACAAGUGCCAUACAACAUUGCAACUCUUUGAACUUGAUGAUGAUUACAUUCAAGAACAGAUAAGAAAGGCUCCAGCUCAGACAACGUGCUCUCCGGAGACGGGAUGGUUUUCAUAUAACUUGCUUGAGAACUUGAAACAUCGCGUUCAGGUGAGGUUCCUAUCCGUAUACCCAAGACCGGGUGCAGAGCACUUGCUCAAAGCUGCUACUGAAAGCUUUAAAAAGUCAAAGAGGAUAUGCAAUAAAGACAACUUAGUGCGUGAUGAAAUUGUCCAGCAACAAGCCAAUGCAGAACUUACAGGUGAUGUAGAUGCGGAGGAACCCAACAAUGUUGAGGAUGAUGAGGAAGAUGAUAUUGAGGUUGAUAACGGUGAAGAAGCAUUAGAUACAUAUGAUGGACAUGAUCUGGCUGAGGAUGGUGAAAUUUCUUUGCAGCCACAUUCAUAUCUUAACAUGGAGAACAUUUCAAGAACUCAUUUACAGGAGCUUUUUGGUAGUUUUCCAUCCCCUGAAGCAGGGGGCAAUAGAAUACAAGAUGCAUAUACCAGUGAUGAAGAAUACCAGAUUUAUGAGCAAGAUAGUGAUGGCAACUUCUCUGACGAAAACUGAUGCUAAUUUCCAAGGCAUCCUUUUUUCGUGCUUAAUGCUGUUGGUUCUUUAUGACUUGGUAGUGUGGUUCUUUCCCUUCAUGACAUCCCAAGUGUUUAUCUAGUUUUUGAGUUUUCUAACACUAAAAUGAUGAUUAUCAGUUGCUGCUGAGAUAGACCAUCUACGUGCUGAAGCAAGGCUAUUUCAUUGGCAGCUCCUCAACAACAUUUGAAAUUUUGGCAUUCAUGUUUUGAUGAAAAGGCCUUGGCUUGGAGUUGAUUAAAAAUAGAUGACUAAUUUUGGGGCAGCUACAAUGUAAAUUUCUGAGUGGACAACUAUAUAUUAAACUAGAUUGCUCUUAGUUAACAAUGGUGAUCAAAGUUUCUCAUUUCUAUUCUUAAGCAA
This is a messenger RNA of Rosa rugosa (rugosa rose), 2157 nucleotides long. RefSeq names its product transcription factor tau subunit sfc1-like. The record is from RefSeq and is a predicted model, not a curated record. The coding region runs from base 1 to 1773 and encodes 590 amino acids. Gene Ontology annotation, cellular component: transcription factor TFIIIC complex. NCBI's taxonomy places the organism in Eukaryota, Viridiplantae, Streptophyta, Magnoliopsida, Rosales, Rosaceae. The transcript has 15 exons. Gene Ontology annotation, biological process: transcription initiation at RNA polymerase III promoter.